GAGAUAAUCAGACAGUCUGAUUGUUGAGAGGUAGACGGCUCUGCCAGCAAUCGCCGAGACUAGGAGAUGACGCGGGUUCAAGUCCGGACGCCGGCUGUACUGUCUGUGGGUUUUCCCUUGGUGUUUUCCCCGGACUCUCUGGGACAAAUGUCGACAAAGUUCCCCGUGAGGUCGACCCCGGACGCACGAACCCCUUCGGUGGUCGUGGCGUUGCAGGUCUGUCCGACUACGAUAAACAGUUCAUCACUACCACCACAACUAUCGUCACCAACAAAGGAGCUGUGGUGUCCCGCCUGAAGCACGAGAAAGAAGAUGAAGUAAACUCCGCAUUGCGUGCGUUCCUCCCGCGAGGAUCAGGUCGCGGUAGUAACAAGUCUGGCACCGCCAUCUGUAAGAACGGCGUUUUUGGGACAGUUCAAAUGGGAAGUGCCCAUAAAAGUUCACAGUCCUGAAGCACCUGGUGCACAAUGGAAGAGACUACUUCUACGCCGCCCAAGAAAAAGGAGCCAUCGGGCAAAGGAUGGCCGCCUGUGGUGUACGGUGUGAUAGGAGCUGCUAUGUAUGACACCGUGCAAGGGGGGACACUGAAGGUACUCGAAUACAAUAUUUCUACCGACAUCAGAAGAGAACUUUGGAGUCCCGUACCUCUUCAGGGCCAAACCGUGUUCCAGAAAAGUGUGGCAUUCUUCCAACACUGUCGCGAUGUGGAGAAAGCGAUGGAUAGCAACUUCGAUGGCAUGAAAUACUUCCUAGAACAACAUGGUAUCACUUUCGAAGAGCGUACGAUGUUGUUCGACCCCUUGGACAUGACAGUUAGAUUCGCCUUCGAGUUCGAUAUUCCUAUUUGGUUCAACUUUACUGCGGAACGGGUCGGUACCGGACAUGACAUCGUCGUCGAGGAGCAGUCCGGAAUUUUGCGGGAGAUAUUUACGUUGAAUAGCAGGGGGACUGACCUUCAUAAAGUGCAGUAUGGACACAAAGUGCCGAAAAAUAUAUUUGCCAGAUGCUUCGAUUCAAACUACAUCUAUGACGUGAUAAAAGACGUGGAAUUUGUAAACGAGACAGUGAAGAACACGCGACUCGGAGCACAGCAACGGAUUCCUCUCUCGAUACUUCUGGACGAUGACGUUAACUCUGGCCUGACUAGACAGUGGACUUCAAUCCUUUCUCACUACAGUAAUCAACAUCUUCCAGGUAAUGCCUACGUAAAGAUUCAUGAACGCCUUCGCAACACCUUUCGAUUAGUGUUCGCUGUAGCAAAUAAUACGGGCGCCAUGAGGAGCUACAUCGCUUGGAGAACUGCCGACACACUGUUCCAAACUGGUGGCCAAGUGGUGGAGAAGGAUACAACGAAAGACAUCGAAGACCACUGUCUGGUCUUGGUGCAGUCGAUGCUGCCUCAUACAAUAGGCCCUUCUGUGCUUUUCAAGACAGUAAACCAACAGAGAGUAAACGCUGUGAAGAAUAUGUUACACGAGAUCGUUACUGCCAUCGACGAUUCUUUCACGCGGUUUACCUUUUUUAACAACAGACGGGAUUCUGCCAGACGCAAGUUGUCUCUGUUGAAGAUGAAUAUUGGCUACAAUUCAAAGUUCGAUGCACCGGAUAAAGUUCGAGAGUACUACCGCACUCUUCCAGACUUGAAGGCGUCUUUCAUCGAAGAUUUCGCCAAAGCAAAACGAUUUCACUCAAUGACUUACUGGGAUCACAUUUUCCGCAACGGUGUCGACUUUAUUAACAACCUUUACAGCGCCCAGAUUCCAGUGUUCGAAGCCAACGCACAAUAUACUGUAAGGAUGAACCUGCUGUCUAUACCACCUGCCAUGAUGUACAGCCCGCUCUCUGCACUUGGAGGACCUACUGAUGUGAACUAUGGCGCUCUGGGACGUCUUAUGGCUCAUUACAUAAUGAAGGGCUUCGGCCUGUACGGGGCUACGGCCUGUACGGGCUUGGAUUCGAUGGCACAGGAGCCCCGUCGUCGUGGUUCCCCGGAGAAAAUGUGAUAAGCUAUGAGGCUAUAAUGUCCUGCAUAGAACGUAUUGCAUUGACCGCACACCGCACCUGGUAAAAGGUAUUCGGUAACGAACAGAGAUGAAAAACUCGCGGACGUCCUAAGAAGUGUUUCUCAUCCUGAACGCUUACAAGAAAGCUAAGGGUUCGAGUGCUAAGAUGUUUUACGUGUCCCGGUGUCUCCUCUGGUGCGGCAGACGGACGUUGCCUUGUAUUGCGUCGGAUGAUCUUCGGUGCAAUCUGCCUUUGAUGAAUUCUGACCAUUUCAGGGACACGUUCUUGUGUCCCUAUAAUUCACCGAUGAAUCCGGCACAGAAGUGUGAGUUCUUCUAGGAGCACUCGCCAGGAAAUAUAGAUUUAUCAUAAGCA
Messenger RNA from Ornithodoros turicata, 2379 nucleotides. RefSeq lists its product as uncharacterized. The transcript is spliced from 2 exons. Gene Ontology annotation, cellular component: plasma membrane. Gene Ontology annotation, biological process: protein processing. NCBI's taxonomy places the organism in Eukaryota, Metazoa, Arthropoda, Arachnida, Ixodida, Argasidae. The record is from RefSeq and is a predicted model, not a curated record. Bases 468 to 2003 code for a protein of 511 amino acids. Gene Ontology annotation, molecular function: metalloendopeptidase activity.